CAUAGCGAAGACGAGUCAGACCUCUCCAAUCCCGAACGUCCAUGGCUCCCCCACUCUGCCUCUCAUCCCAAGUCUGGAUCUAAACACAAAAAAACACCCUCCCAAACCCUAAGCCAAACCAUCCACUCCGCCUCAAGCAGCACCGUCUCCCUCCUCUCCUCCCUCAAACCCAAAGACAAUGGCCCCUCGAGUAUGGCUGCGCUCAUUACAGGUGCGGGGACAUUGAGCGGUGCUGCUGCCCCGAUGCAGUUGGGGUUGGCGCCUGAUUUGAAGACGAAAAGGGGGUAUGGACUUGUUAGGUAUCGGUUUGAGGACGGCUUUGAGGGGGAGGGGGCUGGGGAAGCGAAGGAAGUGGGAACACAACGAACACCAACACCUCCCCGUCUCAGCCUUCGUCUCCCCCGUCGUUCGAAGAGCACCGAUACCGAUUUUACGAGGGGGGUCGGUGGGCGUGUCGAGGAGGACCACGAGGGUGAAGGGGAAGUUGAUUCUAAAGCUGCUAUCCAAUCGCAAAGCGAUGCAACAAUAGACCUCGAGGAAGAAGUGAUAGAUGUCAAGGAGGAUGAUGAUGAAGAAGAGGAUUCACCAGAUACACUCGCUCCUCCGACGACCGCGACUACUUCUACGUCUACUCCUACUUCCACCCCCUCUGAAUCAACUCCACCAAACCUCCCCCCAACUUCGACUUCGACCUUCAUCGAGAAACCAAAGUCGAAGCACUGGAAAGGUGUCCUGAAAGAUCUCCCGCUCCCACAUCACUUGCCUGGCGGGCACUUCAAGGGGUUUUCGCUGGGUUUACCCGGGACACCUUUAAGACAUCCAGUCAGUGCGAGUGGGGCUUCUACACCUGGGACUAGUGGGACUGGAACAAGGGCGAGUAGUGUUGCUGGUUCGCCUGAUGAAAAGGAUAAGGAAAGGGACGGUGGGGGCGAUGAGGAUUAUUUCGGUGCGAAGUGGAUGGAGGAGCAGAAGGAGAGGGACAGAAAAGAGAGAAAAGAGAGGGAGAGAAAAGAGAGAAGGGAGAGGGAGAGGAGGGACAAGGAGAAGAGGCGGAAGAGGAAAAGGGCGGAGGUUUACGUGCGUUCCUUUUCUUUUUUCCUUUCCCUCCUUCGUUCACGUCCAGCUACCUCACCUCACUCACGCCCACCCCACAGAUAACUCGACACGUAGCAGCCAUCCUCCAACGCCAAGAAUUUAUCCUCAAACUAGCUCGUGCAAUGAUGAUGUUCGGGGGUCCUUCACACAGGCUCGUCGCGC
Molecule: messenger RNA, 1257 nt
Organism: Suillus subalutaceus
Lineage: Eukaryota; Fungi; Basidiomycota; Agaricomycetes; Boletales; Suillaceae
Exons: 1
Coding region: 193-1158 (321 amino acids)
Source: RefSeq, a predicted model, not a curated record